AUGGAUGAUUCACCACAACCGCCGCUGCCGGACGCGGCGCACAGAAUCGCAGAGCUUGUCGCACCGCAUGAGCUGCAGCUGUACAACACAGACGUCCGCUCAUGUGGCCACCCGCAGCGACUCUACGUCAAGGUUCCAGUGAGCCCCAACAGCAGCAUGGCAACUGCAUGGAACCACCAAGACAGAGUUGCACCGGUCCCCUGUACCGAAGGCGCAGAGGCAGCGACCCCACGACAUCACCUGGCGAGCAGCCGACCGCAAGCCCUUUCGCCUCCCCUUGCCCUCGUCAGCAGCAGCACCGCCGCCGACGCCACACCACCGGCGAGGGAUGCUGCAUACCGGGUUCCGCCACCGUCUUUAGCGUCCCCUGCGGUGUUGGUGUCGUCAUACGCAGCGGAGAGUGCGCGGGCGUCCGUGGGGUCAGAGCCGCUGCAGCUGGUAGCGACGGACGGGGUGCGUACCCCGGCCUCCUCCCCGUCCACCUCCCUCACGCCCGCAGCAACGGCGGAGACGAGUGCCAUGAAGUGUCACCAUGAAGACGAUGACGAAAUAUGCCACCCUCACCAGCCGCAGGAGCAGCAGCAGCAGCUGGUGAUGGGCACCUCAACCUUCAUUCAAACGACCCUGUCGGCCCUCUUCUCCUCGCGUCAACGCUCCGUCUCGGGAAACACGGAGGAGCGCGACAUCGCCGAUGUCCUGCCAGCCGAUGAUGCUACCCAUAGCGUUCCCAUGCCAGCCGCGGAUGCCAGUGGUGACGAGAGGAAUCUGCUCGUGCAGCUGACGGAGGACACUACAUACCGCGGCGCGAGCGCCCACGCGAGUCCUGCCGAGGUCCACCGGCCACAAGAGGGGGUCUCCUCGGCAGUGAUGCCAUCCUGGGCGGGCCGCGAAGCUACAGCAGUGACCAAGGAGGGAGCGAUGCUGCCCGCGCAACUCUUCACAACGGCGGUAAGGGAAGAGGUCUCGGCAUCGUCGACGCGGUCUGUCUCGCAUGUGCGGUCGUCGACGGAGAGGAGUGACAUUCACUUCUCGAGCGCCACCGCAGCCACACCACCGUCCGUGCGUGCCGAGUGUUGGGCUGAGACCGAACCGGCCGUACCUGACCCGUGGCAGUUUACAGGGCACUCUGCCCACACCACCCCGCACUCGCAGCCCGCCCCGAUAAGAGGCACCUAUCCCUCCUCUGCAGCACCAGCAGCAGCAGCGUCGACUGCGCCAUGUAGCACCGACCGUGAGGAGCUCGUAGAUGCACAUCUGGAUGACGAGGCUGAGGUGUGGCUGCUGGGCGUUCCAAGCCAACCAUCGGCGACGGCACAGGAGGAGCAGCAAGCACAACUUUACGCGCUGCAGCCUACCGGAGCAGAGGUGUCCGAGGUGCCUCCGUCGCCAGUGGGCAACGGUGAGGAUCGCCCGGCGAUUGUACCGGUGGAUGCGAGUCGAUCACCUGUCACCCCCUCCCUCCCACGUGAACCUUCGGUUGUGCAACACCGCUACGAUGAUGUCAACGACGCGACGGCAACAGCAGUGGCGGAACGGGUGCAGCAGCAGCAUGCAAGGCGUGAGGACAUCGCCGUGGCCGAGACGCACAUCACCGCCCGCGACGGAAUCGACGAGGUUGUCGAAGGCAGUCGGGAGGAUGGAGUCGGGCACACUGCGACGGUGCUCACCGCGUCGCCGGCCGUGGUGACAGCGGACGCUCACGCACCAUCCUCGCGGACCUCGUUCUCGUCGUCCUCCCGCCUGAGCUUCCGCGUGGAAAAGGGAGCAGCCGAGCGCCCUGUCACCGACGCUGCCGCCGCGCACUUCCCAGUGGGGAUACUGGAGGACGAGGUGGAGAAAGCCCCCUCGGCCCUGGCUGCCCCUGAGCCUCCGGCUGCCCGCGGCGGCAGCGCCGACGACGACGGCGACGGCUUAGAUGUUGCGAUGCCGCGCACAGACGCGUCAGAAGACGUCGGUACUGCCGCCGCUGCGGAUCGUGGGGCGAACGUGACGCGCGCACGAAACCACCAGCUGGCUGUUGCAGCCACUGGUGGUGAAGAGGUGGUGGUGGCGGAUGUGCGAGAGACGCAGCACAGAACGCCGAUCCCGUGCGCGGCGGGCGGGACGGUGCCUGCGACGUGUGUGGUGGCUCGCUCCUCCCCAUCAGAUCGCGGGCUUGUGCCACCACCGACGCAGCACACAGUCCCUCCUGCACUGCCGGCAGCGAUGAUCGACGGCGCCUACGGUGCCCGUGCUGCGCUGCGGGCGCAUGACGCACCGCCCUCGGCCGCUGACACAACCAGCAUGUGGCGCUGGCCCCCGCAGCCCUCUCCCUGUGACCGCAGCCAGUGCGACCACCAUCACCACCUGAGCGGCGGUGAGCAGCAGCAGUGGUGUUCAGCGGCUUCCCUCUUCCAGCGCCGCCCUGUCGCGCGCGACUUGUUGGCGGAUGUGGACGUCAUGAACGAUGAAGAGGACAACGCACGGGGGAAGGCCAUUGCAGGGCAGCCACGCGGCCCAGUCCGUUUCGAGGGCAGAGACGAUCAGCUUGUGCCGCAGCAUGCAUCGUCGUCAGCAGCAGCGCCUCCGCCAAGUCCGCCCACCGCGGACGUCGUUGACAGGUUUGUGCUCGCGCACCGUCGCCGGAUCGCGGACGCGCCUCUCCACGAGCUGAUGGAGCUCGAGCGGGAGGGCCGGCGGAUGGUCAUGCUCGAUAUGCUGCAAGACAGAGAGGCGGUACUGCAGGAGAAGGUCUUUGACUUUAGCAUGCUCGCGCUGUUACCGGCCCGCCCGUCGGCAGUCGCGGCUGCUGCUGCAACGCGUAGGUGGACAGGCACCAGUACCGGCACCAGCAGCAGCGUCGCCCGUGACGGGGCGGCUGCACCGCAGCGGGCCUGGGUGCCUCCACUGCCGCCGUCGCCUCUUACCCCAGCCGCCUCCGCCUCCAUGUCGAGGUCCGCAGCGGCCUCGGUGCUUGCGACAGUCACGGCGCCGCCACCGACGAGCCGUGAGGAGGUGGAGCGACUUCUACGCAUGCGUGGGCUAUCCGGCAGCUUGUCGCUCGGCAUCGUCAGCGCAGCUCUACUCGCUGACGAGCUGCUACGACGCGAAGUUGUCGAGGGCGCAGAGGCCAGCGCACGCACACUUCUCCUGCGGCUGUGCCGGUGUGGCGCAGAUGCACUGGAUCCGUACAGCGUCGUGGUGCAAGAAGCGCUGGCGCGCCAGCGGCUGAUGGCGAUGGAGCGGCUCGAAGGUCAGCAGGCGCGGUCACUGGAGAACUCGCCUGCAGCCGACACAUUGGAGCUGCUGCGCAUUGGCCGCGAGUUGGCGUUGUGUCACAUGAUGGAAGACAACGAACGGCGCGAGGUGAUCGAGAAGGCGGAGCAGCUGGGGCGGCAACGGCUGCGAGAGCUUCAUCUGCGUGGUCUGGCAGCGCGACUGCGCCAGUGCGAGCUGCUGCAGUCCUCCAUGGACGUGGCGCUACGCGAUGCCAUCGAUGACGUCGUGUUCGACGAGACGCAGGCACGCGAGGAGCUUCGGGUAGAGGCGAUCCGCGAGAUGACGGUGCUGCUAGAGUCGGCGAGCGGCACCGUCGUGCGAGAUGCUGCGCGCCAGCGUCACCGUCAACUUCAGCAGCAGCGGGAGGACGCGACACCGCAACGCUCGCAGGAGCAGGUGCGUCUUUCGGCGACCGACGCCAAGAGCGGCAGCAGCGCAGCGGCGGGCCACGAGCAAGCGACGCCCGCGGCGGCUUCGGGAAGCAAUGCACCGGCAGGAGAGGACGUCGAGGACGACAGCGACUGGGAGCUUGUGGAGGAGGUGAACGAGCUGAGCGUUGGCGGCGAUGUUGCGGUUUUCGACGCAGCAGAGCCGCCGAUGAAGUCGGCGACAGCGGCGGCUACGGAAGCAGCGGCGACGGCGAAUGGUUUUCCGGCUCUGGUGGCAGACGGCACACCGGACUUCUUUGAAUGGGAUCCGACCUCGAACUCCGCCUCCUCCCUCUCGACGCGGUCCAAUGCGCGCAAGCGUCAUCUAUCCUCAUCGCAGCAGCCCCCGCACCCGCAACAGCAGCACACGUCGACCUCUUCCCCUUCGCCGCACUUGACCAACAUGACGGCGCUGACGGUCACCACCACAACCACAAGCAGCGGGCAGGCGGCGGGCGGUGACAGCGGUGAUAGCGCUCCACAGGUGAAGCAGAAGGACGUUGCCAUCAACGCGAGCGGCACCACGACGUCUGACGGUCGUAGGUCACCGACGACGGUGCUGCCGACGGAAGAGAAGCAGCAGCUCGUGCAGGGGCGCGAGCCUGUCAAUCCGGCUGAGGUGAGCGUGCUGCUGCACGCGCUGCGCUGCGCUGAGGCGGCGGUGCGGGAUAAGCACAAGGCUUCGCUCCAGACUGAGGCUACCGUCGAGAAAGGCAGCGCAGCACCAGCGUGGCCACAAGGCCAGGAGAACUCGGCCGCGGUGUCGGCUGGGAACCUUGACGGUGGUGUGGCACAGAGCGGCAGCACACUGUCGCGGCCUCCCCUGAGCCAGGAGCAGUAUCAGGUGGUCAGCGUGGACGAUGUGGUGGACGCGUCACACCAGCCACGUACGACGAUGCCCUCGCGUCACGCCUCAACCACUCGCGGUCCAUCCUUCAUCAACCGCCACACGAUCCCCUGCUCCCUUACCGACUCCCCUCGCCGCGGCUACGCUGCGCUGAUGCGCAAGUACACCCCGCAGCGUGAGCCUCAGUCUUCACCACUGCUCGCAGCCGCCGCCGCCGCCUCAGCCUCAUCGCCGUCGACGUCCUCGUCCAGUUCUUCCCGGCCGUACGCGGAUGGGGAUGUGUACGCGUACGACCCGCAACGGACGCGGCACAGUAGGCCAGCACGCCGGGCGGCGUUCGAAACGGACCCCGAUCGCCGAGCGCCAUGGAAGCGCUCCUACGAAUACAUCGGCGACAAGGAGGCUGUGAGCAGCGCGGAGGCGGCGCUUGGCGUGUGCAAGGACAGCGGUACCGGCGCACCUGCGUCCGUCUCCGAGCCAACACCCCAGACGCCAGCGCGCGAAGUGUCCCCGGCCCAACGCCGUCGCGCACUCUCAGCCUUUGAGCCAUCACACGUGCCCUCGGCAUCCACGGUGCCGCUCGUGCUCGAGGUGAUCACGGAGAUGCGCUCGACGCGGUCGUCACCGGCGACAAAUGUCACCGUGUCGCCCAUGAGCUCCGGCGCGCGCCCCAAUCAAAGCCCAACUCGUGCGCGCUCUCCGCAGGCAUACGCAGCCCCGACGGCUGCGUGGACCCAGUACGUGCAGGACCAGCAGCUGGUGCGCUGCGUCAGGAACGGCGGCGCCGCCACCCACGUGAACCUGGAUCAGAGCAGUUGCUCUCGGCGUCGCUGGGGUCAUGCGGAGGACCAUACAGUGCAGCACGCCAGCGCUCCGCAAGCACCGCUCCUCAUCACGCGACUACCACUGGAAUGUGGCCCCGGCGUGUGGAUGUCAUCGCCGCGUUGCGCACACGGCGGCGUGCAUGUGGUUGCCACAACAACGCCGCCACGCACACGCCCUGCACCGGCAACGCUAGCCGACGCCUUCUCCCAGGCGGCCCGAACAGGCGACGUCGUACACUUGCCAACAACUGUGGCGGAGCUGCUGAGGGCGCCGCAACACACGCACCUCCCCUGUCCUGCCUCCGCGAAGCCGAUGAAGGGGUCGUCGUGUCAGCCGGCCGAGGAUCGUCACGCGCGGCGCCAGCACCCCACCCCGUAUAACUACGUGGACGUCUUUUACAAGUACAGAGAUCGGUCACCCCAUUGCAGCGCUCCAGCAGUGCCCUCAGCUGACGCGUCGGUGCAGCCGCCCUCGACGCCGAGCGCCGCCUUCAUCUCCGCGCGCUGCACCGCCGUGCGUGAGCGCGAAAUGAAUCACGAGCUACGGCAGCUACGGCAAGCAUUGUCACCGUCGCACGCGCGCCGAGCGACGCCGUCGCCCCCAGCCCGCGCAGGUCGCGGUGGCAGCAGCACACGCGUCGCAUCAUCGCGAAGGGGGUCGAGCACCAGCUCUGGCUCUGCCCUCAUCACGACUGCGGCGGCAACGUGGGGCGAGGACGAGGUGCUGGCAGACGCAUCGGCAGAGCCCGAAUAUUCCUACUUCGACGACGAAGACGCCUUCGCGCUGCGGUCGGCGGCAGCAGUCAGUCGCGCCGGGCGUCAUCGCGCCGUGGCACGACGCUGCCAACCGCAACAGCAGCCGUGCCAUGGCGCACUACGGGCCCCUGCCUGGUCUCCUGCGUCCCCGCCAGCCCCGCCGCCACGUCAAGAGCGUCGGCAGAGUGUGUCGGAUGCAGCUAGCGGGCAUCACGGUGGCGAUAGAGACCGUGUGUUCCCAGCUGGCUACCGUGUGCCUCCGGCACCCUCCCCCUGCUCCAACUUUUCUUGCACGCCACCGUCGUUGUCGUACUCCCUGCAUCAAGGAUUGAUGGCAGCAUCGUUGUCGUCACCAGCGUCGCCAUCGGCGACUGUUGUGCCCUCCGUCGUCGCCUCCAGUUGGCGCAACCCCCCAACUCCGCCAGCAGCAGCGAGCCUGUGGAGUCCAUCCAGACACGGCAUGCUUCACAGCGGGCGGAGCAGAGGUGGUGGCAACGCUACCCGCAGCAAUGGUGACCACAUCCUCCGGCAAGAUCGGCGCACGCCUUCCAGCGCUGCCGCACCGGUGCGCGUCGUGAAUUUUGCCUGA
Leishmania mexicana MHOM/GT/2001/U1103 is the source of this 6702-nucleotide messenger RNA. RefSeq lists its product as hypothetical. NCBI's taxonomy places the organism in Eukaryota, Euglenozoa, Kinetoplastea, Trypanosomatida, Trypanosomatidae. Bases 1 to 6702 code for a protein of 2233 amino acids. The record is from RefSeq and is a predicted model, not a curated record. The transcript has a single exon.